Molecule: messenger RNA, 2129 nt
Organism: Osmerus eperlanus (European smelt)
Lineage: Eukaryota; Metazoa; Chordata; Actinopteri; Osmeriformes; Osmeridae
Gene: c18h18orf54
Product: chromosome 18 C18orf54 homolog
Exons: 7
Coding region: 335-2041 (568 amino acids)
Source: RefSeq, a predicted model, not a curated record
AAGCCGUAUAUCAUUGCUCAUGGAAGCUGAUCCCGAGUAAGUUGUUUCGUCUGGCCUGAUCUAACUCGUUAAGAAUUUGACUAGUGCAAACCGAUCGUAGACCAGCACGUAGCCAGUAACUCCACCCGGGACACUUGAAUUCAUAGCUUACUACUAGCUCUGUAGCUGAUAGAAUCACUUUGUUUAUACCUGACGACGGUACUGUAGCUAAGCUAGCUAGCUAGCUAGAAAAAUAUAGUCAGUUGUCGUUUUCUAAAUAUACAGGAAAUGUAGAGUUAUCUGUCUAAUGACGGAAUAAUGUUUCAACUAUUAUAGUCAUUUUUGCCUUCACAGUAUGUUCGGUGACAGGAUGACUUCACAGGAACUUAACUCUCCUGAGUCAACUGUCACCUCUCUUCUGGCGAGCUCUGGACAUCUGCGAAGUAGCUUACACCACGAACCACUGUUCACCGUCAGAUACAGGGACAAGGAUUUUGAAUCUGCGUCUGCGGCACUGGAUGCUUACAUCGCGGACUUUGAAAGGAGUGAGCUAAAAAGAUCUCCAACGAGAAUUCAGUUGCUGACAGAUCGGUCCACCAGCUCUUUUCCUAUCCGAAGUAGAGUCAGAAAUAAAGAUGUUCUUCAAGAGCAGCUGACAGACACUGAACUGGACUUCCUGACUCUCCCAGUGAGGGUCCAUCGCCAAGAUACAGACCGCCUCAGUGUGACCACUGACGACCUACUGGUCCUACCCUGUAACGGCUCCUUACCCAUCACCCGCACCUCUGCCUUCCUCUCCCAGUCAGGGGGGCAGUCUGGAAGCUACUGUCUGAGCCAGCACGCCCACUCCAAUUCCUCCAAUCGGCAUAGACCCAGACAAAGCAGCACAGACAUAGCUUGUGCCCAACACUCUGCCUGUUACAAUCUCCUCCGGCCUAGGCAACAAGCAAAGAGAGCCCCGACAUCAGAGACUUCAACAGGCCUUGGGCUGAAAAUCAGUCAACCAACCCAUCAUCAAGGCCUCAAACAGACAUCGGAGAGGGAUCCAGACGAUCCAGCCUCGCCCCACCACUACCCCCGCUGGAUGACCAGCCAGAAGGCUGACAUGGACAUGUCUGGCAUCACCAGUAUCCCCGACACGAAGUACCCUGCCUGGAUUCAGGAGUGCGGACUUCCCAUAGACACCCCCACCCACAAGUCGUCCCAUAAGAAGACCCUGACUAGUAGCCAGACUCGACCCCGCUCUCCGAAAGUGCCCUACUGGCUGGGGGAACUGGAGGCCUCUUAUGAGAAGCUGCAGAUGGAUAGCGUCGGCCAUUCUGGAGCUAGCAGUGAUUCCGGUGACCUGCAAGGAGACCCAACGGCUUCUCCUUUCAAAGGGGAGGCUCGUCCCAAGACGCUGAGGCAGCUGUUUGCUGAACAACCGAGCCAGACUGCUGGGGGCGACUGCAGGGAUAUGGAUAAUCUAUUCCGUGACGACAAAUUGGAGAGGUUGAUCCUGAAGGCUGAGGCGGCGCUGAGCUCUCCCUCUCUGGGUCUGAGCCGCCCCCGGCAGCCCGACGUGGACCCACCCAACAGCAGCGAAGACAGCCUGGAGGUGGACCGCUCCUGGGACAACCCUACUAUCACAUUUAAAUCACCAGUGCCAGUAGGGGGAGCUGACAGCCCAGCUAUUGCCGAAAGUCCUUUCAAUGACCGAAACGAGCAGGCUAAGGGCUCCUGCUCCUCGGGCUACAGCAGCAGGAAAGCCCCUGGUCCCGUGGAGGCCCUGAAGCAGAUGCUGUUCAGCCUGCAGGCCGUGGAGCAGCAGGUCUCCCAGCCUUCGGCGGACCAGGGACCAGACACAGCCGUGUCGGACACCAGGCACACAGUGGACGGGUGGACGGAUAGAAACAUGGACAGCGAGGCUGAAACCGCACAGAUAACUGGGACCGAGAUGGAGGCCUACGACACAGCGCCUGGCGGACAGUCAUUACAGAGGGCCCUGCAUCACCUUGGGAGACUGAAAAGUCUCGUGGAGGACCAUCAUGAGAAGAACACUCCGGAAGGAAAUGCUUCCUAAAGGACUUGGCUGCUGUUGUUUAUUUUAUUAUUAUUGAUGAAAUAUGUAUAUGCGAAAGAAUUGAAGCACAAAACGGGACUGAAUGUCC